Messenger RNA from Momordica charantia (bitter melon), 2950 nucleotides. RefSeq names its product Lecithin:cholesterol acyltransferase family protein. Lineage: Eukaryota; Viridiplantae; Streptophyta; Magnoliopsida; Cucurbitales; Cucurbitaceae. Gene Ontology annotation, biological process: lipid metabolic process. The record is from RefSeq and is a predicted model, not a curated record.
UCAGCCAUUCUUUCUCCUCUUCAUUUUUUCCCCCUUUUUUAAACAGUUUAAGUGGAGCUAAGUUGUAAUUUGCAGAGAGAUGACACCUGAUGAGGAUGCCAUGCAGAAUCAGAGCCAGGUGUCACUUUCACAAACCAAAAUCUGUUGCUUUGGAUUCUCCGUUCCCAUUCCCAUUCUCAUUUCCUCAGCAAUUUGCAGAAAAAAGAGUGUUUUUCCCACUAUGGCUGUUGUUUUCUCUUCCCUUCCCUUGCCGUCCCCUGUUUUCUUCUUCUGCAUGCCCUCAGCUACCCAUGGCCACCUUCCUCUUCCCCUUUUCCUACCUCCACGUGUCCUGCCUCUCUGACAGCUCCUUGACACGCCCAUUUCUCCUCCCUUUUCCUGUUUUAAAAAUCUCCCAUAGCUCACCUCAUCAUUCUUCACUCCUCCAUCAAUGGCUUCCGUUCUUCGCCUCCGAAAAUUGUACUAUGUCGACCCUGUUAAGAGCUCUUCCAUGGGGAUCAACCCCAACGAGAAAUCUGAGGAUAAACGCAAUGUUAUUGUUGCAUACGUGAAGAAAUUGCUGGAGAAGAAGCAAGAGAAGGACAAGAGGAAGAAAAAGAAGAACAUCAAGAACAAGGGGGGAGGCAAAGAAUGGAAGUGCUUAGAUAACUGUUGUUGGAUUCUUGGAUAUAUGUGCACAAUUUGGUGGGUGCUCUUUUUUCUCUACCAUUACUUACCACCUGGGUUUCCGGUGAUUGAUUCUCCGGGGAGCGUUCUAAAGCGUGAAGGCGUUUCAGCUCUUCACCCGGUGGUUUUAGUGCCCGGACUUGUCACCGGCGGGCUGGAGCUCUGGGAAGGCAAGCCCUGCGCCAAGGGCCUCUUUCGUAAGCGCCUGUGGGGUGGGAGUUUCUCUGAAACAUUGAAAAGACCUUUGUGCUGGCUGGAGCACCUGUCUCUGGACAAUGAAACAGGGCUUGACCCACCAGGCAUUCGAGUCCGGCCAGUCGAAGGGCUUGUCGCCGGCGAUUACUUCGCCCAAGGCUACUUUGUUUGGGCUGUUCUCAUUGAAAAUCUGGCUAAAAUUGGCUACGAUGGAAAGAACCUUCACAUGGCUGCAUAUGAUUGGAGGAUCGCCUUCCAAAACACAGAGGUUCGAGACAGAGCUCUGAGCAGAUUGAAGAGUAAAAUAGAGGUAAUGUAUGAAACAAAUGGGGGAGAGAAAGUGGUGGUGGUGCCUCAUUCAAUGGGGGUUCUGUACUUCCUCUACUUCAUGAAGUGGGUGGAAGCGCCGCCGGCGAUAGGCGGCGGCGGGGGCGGCCAAGGGUGGUGCGGCAAGCAUAUUAAAGCAAUCAUGAAUAUUGGGUCUACAUUUCUGGGAACUCCAAAGGCUGUUAGUAAAAUUAUUUCUGGUGAAGACAGAUCAAUUGCUUCGCUCAGAGCUAUGACCCCUGGUUUUUUGAAAUCUGAAAUUCUUGGCUUUCAAACCUUAGAACAUAUGUUGCGGGCUUCCCGAACGUGGGACUCAACCGCCUCAUUGUUACCAAAAGGUGGGGAGACCUUCUGGGGUGACUUAGAUUGGUCUCCCGAAGAUGUUCAGAAUUGUGAUUUGGAGAAAGUAGAUACACAUUCUUUUAGAAACGAAACUGAUUCCAAUGACAGUGAGAGACAGAAAAGGGAAGGUUUUCAACAAAAGGAGGCAGUGCACUACGGAAGAAUAAUUUCUUUUAGCAGAGAAGCAGCAACACGGCCUUCUUCAGAGCUCUCUACUCUAACUUCACAGGAAAUUUUGGAUUCGGGUAGCUCCAAUGAUUCGAGCUUCUCUUGUAGCGACGUAUGGACUGAAUACGAUGAGAUGAGUAGGGAAAGUAUUCAAAAAGUCUCUGAGAACAAAGCUUACACAGCAAAAACUGUGUUCGAUCUACUCCGAGUCGUGGCUCCAAGAAUGAUGCAACGGGUCGAGAGUCACUUCUCUCAUGGGAUUGCUGAAGAUCUUGAUGAUCCUAAAUAUGCUCAUGAUCACAAGUACUGGUCAAACCCACUUGAGACAAAACUACCAGAUGCCCCAGAUAUGGAGAUAUACUGCUUAUACGGAGUGGGAAUCCCCACAGAAAGAUCAUACAUCUAUGACUCAUCUUCUGACAAGUGUAGGAGACUUCCAUUCAGGAUUGAUCUCUCAGUCGAUGGAAAAGAGAAUGGUUGUCUCAGAAGUGGUAUGUAUUUCGUGGAUGGCGACGACUGUGUACCGGUCUUGAGCUCGGGUUUCAUGUGUGCUAAAGGAUGGCGAAACACAACACGAUUCAACCCAUCGGGCAGCCCGACGUACGUAAGAGAAUACAUGCACAAGGCUCCUGCUAGUCUGCUAGAAGGAAGAGGAGUUGAAAGUAGUGCUCAUGUUGAUAUAAUGGGAAAUGUUAAACUAAUUGAAGAUAUCUUGAGGGUGGCUGCUGGAGCAAGUGGGACAGAAGUUGGUGGUGAUAGGAUUUACUCUGAUAUCUUAACACUAUCAGAGAGAAUAAAUAUUAAGCUGUGAUUCAGUCUGAGAGCUCAUUUAUAUCAUGGCCCAUAUACCCGGAGGGAGAAGUACUGUAGACAGAAUUGAUUUUGCACGAAGUGAGCUUCAAUUGCAGGAAAACAUAAAAUGAACUUGCAAAAAGGAGAAGAACGAACCCAUAGUUUUGGCAAUGGAGUUUGUUCCCCUAAUCUUUCGUGUGAAUAAUACAAUGAUGUUUGAGGUCUACUUUCUAAGCUCCUUUGAACGUAGCCAUUUUCUGUGCCUAAGUGAUUAUAGUCUAGCCACUUAUAUAGGAGAAAAUCUCAUAUAUUUCAACGAUACAUAGAAAAGAAGAAUUCAAGAUACGGAUGGAUUCUGCGAUUUGGUAGACAAGAGUGCGUACAUGCAACUAUGAAAGAACAUAAGACGUCCCAUUGUUCUUCUUUAGAUAUGUGUAAAUGAGUAAAGUAGACACUAUUA